Molecule: messenger RNA, 3419 nt
Organism: Frieseomelitta varia
Lineage: Eukaryota; Metazoa; Arthropoda; Insecta; Hymenoptera; Apidae
Product: kanadaptin
Exons: 6
Coding region: 166-2328 (720 amino acids)
Molecular function (GO): protein binding; mRNA binding
Source: RefSeq, a predicted model, not a curated record
GUUGUAGCGUUCCAAUAUACACUACGUGUUACUACGUGCAAGUUCGACUGUGUUAAGAGGUUAUAUGAAUAAGCGUGGAUGUAAACUCGUGUCAGUUUAACAGUUAGUUUGAAAAAUAUUUAAUUUAUUUUUUGAUACUGACAACAGUUUGAAACGACAAAAAUUAUGGAAACUGAAUCGAAAGAGCUGGUGCUGGAAAAUCAUUUGAGCAAUGAAACAAAUAUACAAAAUGAAGUAAACAAUGAAGAAACAUCAUCCGUUACCAACAUUUCCAAUUCUUCUGAUACGUCAGAAAAUGUCACGCAGCUUACAGAUUCGACAAGUGAUUUGUCCAAAAAUCCCAAUGACAUCGACAAUGUUGCAACUUUCAAGAAACCAACUGUUAAAUUAAUUGGUCCAAAACGUACUCUGUCGCUGCAGAAAAAUUCAAAAAUAUCUCCUUUAACAGACACACGUUCACGAAAUCAUGCUCACCACUCAGAUCGCGAUAUAAAAUCUCAGCACUCGAGAGAACUUAAGUUAUAUGUAGAACCAUCUUGGGGAGGAAAGCCAGAAGAGAAUUAUAAAAUUGAAAUACUCAAAUCUGGAAUGAUCAUCGAUACGAUUUCACUCGAAGAACAUAGUUACUACAGUAUUGGUCGCUUACCUACGUGUCAUUUGACGCUUGUUCAUCCUACUAUUUCAAGAUAUCAUGCAAUUUUGCAAUAUAGGUGUCAGCCAGAUAAUGAAAACGACAAAGGUUUUUAUGUGUACGAUUUGGGAAGUACUCAUGGUACUUUUUGGAACGGAAACCGUAUAAAACCUAAUGUUUAUGUAAGAAUACAAGGAGGCCAUAUACUCAGAUUUGGUUGUAGUCAAAGAAGGUACAUUCUACAAGCUCCACCGGGAGAUGAAGAAGAGGAAUCUCCAUAUAGCUUGACGGAGCUGAAGGAAAUGAGAGCAUCCCAAUUGGAAAAAGAACAUAGUGAAGACAAACCUGUUGAAAAACCCAUUGAAGAACCCAUUGAAGAACCCGUUGAAGAACCCAUUGAAGAACCCGUCGAAAAACCCAUUGAAGAAAAUGAAAGUGAAGGCAUCGAUUGGGGAAUGGGUGAAGAUGCGGAUGAAGAAACGGAUCUACAGGAAAAUCCCUAUGCUUCUAUUACAGACGAUGACUUGGUUCUAGACGAUCCUAAAAAAACUCUCAGAGGAUGGUUUGAAAGAGAAGGAUACGAUCUUCAUUAUCAAGCAGAGGAAAAGGGAUUUGGACAAUUUUUGUGUUGGGUAGAUCUUCCUACUGAAGAUGUUGUUGGCCAUUCAAUAAGAGCAGAAGCUCUUGUAAGAGGUAAAAAAAAAGAAGCAGUUGUUCAAUGCGCAUUGGAAGCCUGCAAAAUUUUAGAUAAAUAUGGACUAUUAAGGCAAGCAAAUCACGAAGCAAGAAAAAGGAAAACGCGAAACUGGGAAGCGGAAGAUUAUUACGAUUCGGACGAAGAUAAUUUUUUGGAUAGAACAGGAUCUGUAGAAAGGAAGCGUGAACAGAGAAUGAGAUUAGCUGGAAAGUUGGAAGAAAAAACAGAGACAUACGAUUCCUUGCUCAAAAAGCAUAAGGAAGUUACAGAACGGAUAUCACAUUUGUCAACUUCGAUUCAAAAUUGGCAAAAUGCGAAUGAUGCGAAGAACGAUGCGACUGAAGAGGAUGCGUUGGACGCUUUUAUGUCAAGCUUAAGUUCGUCUGCUUUAACUAAAAGUGACAUUGCUAAGAUGAAGCUGGAAUUGCAAAAUCUCCGAAAAGAAGAGGCAGGCUUGGUUAAAUUAUUAAACUUGACACAACCAGUAAAUCUACCAGCUCUUUCCUACAGCGGUACUACGGAUCAAACUAUUACUCAGGGUAAAACAGCUGUGGAUCACACGCAAAAUACAUCAGUUGAAACAAAAAAAAUUCCCAGACCACGUCAGAAAAAAGAGAAACAAAUAAAUCAACAUGCAGUUACAAACACUGAAUUAUUCGAAUCAAAUGCCAUUUCCAACACUACGGUAGAAACAGAAGCUAUAGAGGAAAUGGAUAGUGACGACAAUGACGAAUUAAUUUCGAAUACGUUUAAUGACGAAAAAAAUGUUGAAUCACAACGUUCUGAUAGUGCUACUGUUGCCGCUGAGAACAGAGAGUCUUCUGAAAAACACGAGGAGCAACAAGAGCCUAAAAUUCAAAUGACGAAAAAACGUCGACGGGAAGAAAAAGAAAUGUAUUGUGAUCAAGACAUACAUGCUGAUAAUUACUCCACAUGGGUUCCACCAUCGGAUCAAGCAGGAGAUGGAAAAACGAGUCUUAACGAAAAAUAUGGCUAUUAAGAUGAAACUGUUCUAGUAACAAACUAGAAUAAUUAUCGAAUUCUUUAAACACUGUUACCACGUGAUGUACAAUGUAAAUAUUGUAUUGUACGAUUUACUCAUUUAUCAUACGAUACAAAUAUAGCAUCAUACAUAUAUGUAUAUGUAUAAUACACAUUUAUAUUGUAUUGGUUUAUCAUUUGAUUUUAUAAAUGCAUCUAUAGGGAAUUUAUAAUUUAUUAAGUCUUUAUGUCCGAUUUAUUUGAAAGUUAAUGUCAGAAUAAAUUACCCAUAUAGUAUCACAAUUAUAAAAGUUUGCAAAUUAAUUCUCUCAAUGGGCUUUUUUUGUAAAUAAAAAAUUUGUUUCAUAGUUUGAUGGAUACAUGAAACACCACCACUACGAUGAAACUACCCUUGUUGCGUAGUACUUGUAUAUCAUUCUUUGACUAUAAACAAGAAAGAUGCUGGCCAUUUAGCGGACUAUAUUAUACAGGCAAGGGAAGCAGGAUUUGAUGGCACCUUUUGUCUGAACCGCGUGUAUUCCGUGCUUGUCAUAUAUGUAUAUGCUAUUGCGCUCUUUAUUUAUAGUUCUAAUGAAGUUCGAUAGGUGGUAGCAGUUAUCCAUAGAUAACAAAUGCAACAGUGUGCAACAAUAGAUAGUAAUAUUGAUUAGUACCACCGUUUCACCGCUACGCGGUAAUAUUAUUUCAGUAAGUGGAUAAAUUGUGAACGAGCAAGAGAAUUCAAAAAUAGGAAUAAUAUCGAAAAAUAAACAGAGUAGUUGCAAUUAUUUUUACCUCUUUUGUUUCGGUGUCUGUGGAAAUUUUUAAAAUUACUAUCGUAAAAUUAUAUUGCAAUAACACGUGUAUGUAUAUUGGUGCAUUAAACUGUUGUUAAAUGCGCGUGAAAUUAUAAACAAUAAACGUUUUACCUCGUCUUAUCGAAUAAAAUUCAUGUUAAUAUAGAUACAGAUCGUGACUAGCAUGUUUUCACAACUAAUUUAAUGCAUGUUUUUUUCCUCGUAAUAUUUACGAAGUUGGUUUGGAAACUUUAGUACCUUGAAAUUUGGCGUAACGGUUUUCCAAAUUGUAAGUGACCUAGUACUUGGAAGA